Molecule: messenger RNA, 1157 nt
Organism: Cuscuta campestris
Lineage: Eukaryota; Viridiplantae; Streptophyta; Magnoliopsida; Solanales; Convolvulaceae
Source: the annotation of a GenBank genome assembly
CACAAAUAAAUACUUCCCCCACAAACAGCCAGCCAUAAGACGAGCAUUAUUAUAACAGACUUUUUUUUCUUUCUGAAAUCGUUAUUAUUUUCUCAGGCUGUUUCUUUCUGGAAUCUUCUUAUCCACCUUCAAAAUCCCAAUCUCCAUUUCCAGGCAUUCUUUGAUCACAUUUAUAUAUUCAAUUAACCCUUCAAUUGCCAUCAACUCUAAGGGAAGAAAGGCAUUUUCUACAAAUGGAUGCAAAGUUUGGCAAUAGAAUGGAGAGUAAUAAAGGCACCCAUCAAGGGAUGAAGGACGUGGCGUGGCCUCUGGACGAAAUAGACCCAAAGAACGCCAAGUUCCCUUGCUGUUUGGUUUGGACACCGCUGCCGGUAGUGUCAUGGUUGGCUCCUUUCAUUGGCCAUGUUGGGCUGUGCCGGGAGGAUGGCGCCGUGAUUGACUUCACAGGUUCUGGCUUUGUCAAUGUCACUGAUUUUGCCUAUGGUGCUGUGGCCAAGUACCUCCAACUUGACCCGGAGCAGUGUUGUUUCCCCCCGAACCUCGCCGGCCAUUCGUGCGCGCACCGGUACCGGCACGCAGAGUUGGGGACGGCGAUCAGCUGGGACGACGCGAUCCACUUGGGAAUGCGCCACUUUGAGCACAAAUCCUACAACCUCUUCACCUGCAACAGCCACUCCUUCAUAGCCAACUGCCUGAACAGGAUGUGCUACAAGGGCUCCAUGAGCUGGAACAUGGUCAGCGUCGCGGCCCUCGUUCUGGCCAAGGGCCGUUGGGUCGGCCCGUUUUCGGUCGUGAGGUCGUUUUUCCCCUUCGUGUUUGUGGUCUGUUUGGGCAUUUUCAUGGUCGGGUGGCCCUUUUUCGCCGCGCUGUUCUCCUUCUCGUUUCUCCUUCUUGGAUGGUUUGUUUUGGGGACUUACUUUGUCAAAAGCAUCUUGGAACACUAACACAUUUUGUCUCUCUUUUCUCGUAUAAUCAUCUCUUAUGUUUUUCUUUGGAUGAGAAUGUUUCAUUAAUUACUCUGAAAUGUAUAGUAUAGUUUCCACUAUAUAUCGUGUCCAAAACAAAUAUACACAUGUGAAAUAUUGAAAAUUCAUAAGAACUUGCAACAUAAGUGGGAGUCAUUUCAAAACAAACUAUGAAGCUUACUUAACUUGGGU